UAACUCUAAUAGUUUUUGCUCUUGGUUCGCCAUUCCUGUGAAGGUCGGCUGAAUGUUUCCAUAAUUGGAAACGACUGACAGCAAUAUGUCUUACACAAAUGAAGAUUAUCUUCCAAGUUUUGAAGAACUAACUGUACCAGAAAUUCAGCUUACUUCUGCAGUUCUUCAAGCUGGCGCACACCAGUAUGGAAAGUACUGUGACAACGCGAAUAAGGAAUUUAUGUUGUGUAUUUCUGAAACGAAGGACCCCAGAAAAUGUCUGAGUGAAGGAAAAGAAGUGACCCAGUGUGGUUUUGAAUUUUUUGGAAAAGUCAAACGAGAUUGUCAUGAAGAAUUUACCAAAUAUUGGAAAUGUGUAGAUGUGAGCGGAACUACAAUGGAGUUAAAUGGUUGCAGGGAAUUUCAAGGCAUAUUCGAUAAGUGUAUUAAAGAAAAGUUGGGACAAGACCGACCACCUUUAGGUUAUUUUUCUAAGAUCCGAGUUCACGAAUCCAAAAGACCCAAACCGCCACCUUUGCCUCAUCCUCUACCAGAUGCACUUCCCGAGCCACCAUCUCUAGAUAAAGUUCCUGAACCAGAUAUGCAUCCAUAUAAUCCACAGUUGUAAAACAAUGGCAAAACAAUCUCUCAGAGAAAUGUCACCAUGGUCAGUCAAGACCUCAUAAUUACUUUUCUAUGGUCUGAGGACUAUGUCAUAUUAAUAUUAAGGUAACCCAUAAUUAAUUAGACCAUAGAAAAGUAAUUAUGAGGUCUUGAUAGACUGUGGUGACAAAAAUAACAGUGUUUUCUAGAUCAUUUUAUAAAUGUAGUGUUACAGUGUAUAAAUAUUAAGACUGUUUGCAUUAAAUUAUCAAAAAAAAGAAAGGAUUUAAAACUACAUGUAUAAAAUACUAUUCAGUGCUAAUUUCUGUUAUAAGAAUAAUUUUAUGGAGUGAGAAAUAAGCUGUGUUUAUAACUGAUGUGGAAAUAUUGUUAAAUACUAGAAAUGUUAAAAUAAAUAUUUACUUAGACAAUU
Molecule: messenger RNA, 1015 nt
Organism: Patella vulgata (common limpet)
Lineage: Eukaryota; Metazoa; Mollusca; Gastropoda; Patellidae
Product: NADH dehydrogenase [ubiquinone] 1 alpha subcomplex subunit 8
Exons: 3
Coding region: 86-607 (173 amino acids)
Biological process (GO): mitochondrial electron transport, NADH to ubiquinone
Source: RefSeq, a predicted model, not a curated record